UAACAUAGAAACGUUAGUAGCGGAUCCGCUCUCGUUCUUAAAUAUAACCUAAAAAACUAAGACUAGCAAGGGUCGAAAUACGGAUGCACUACUAGAGAGGGUAAGCUGCGGCAUAGGUCUAAUAAGCAUCAGGCCCAAUUCCACAGUGAACGUCGGCGUCAGCGAGAGAAGAGAAAGAAGAGACGCAGCAGGGCGGAUGUUGAGUUGAUGUCCCUUUUAUUACUGGGAUUGGGAGGUAGUGGGAGCACAAGUGUGAGGUGGUGUUGGUGCGGUAGGAGUGGGACGUCUGUUCUUCGUCUUCCAUUUGGAUUUCGAGCUAUCAUGUCUGGCCAGGGCCAUCAUCAUCAUCAUCCCAACUCCAACAUGAGAGGCAGGAGGGGUGGUGGUAGAGGAGGAGGGCGUGGUGGUGAGCAGAGGUGGUGGGAUCCUGUCUGGCGGGCUGAACGUUUGAGGCAGAAGGCUGCUGAGGUAGAAAGGCUUAAUGAGAAUGAGUGGUGGACUAAAAUGCAGCAAAUUAAAGAAGGAGGUCAGCAGGAAUUGAUAGUUAAGCGCAACUAUGGGCGGGAGGGGCAGCAAACCCUGUCAGAUAUGGCUCACCAACUAGGCCUUUACUUCCAUGCAUACAACAAAGGUAAGACACUUGUUGUCAGCAAGGUUCCGUUGCCAAAUUACCGGGCUGAUCUUGAUGAACGACAUGGUUCAACACAGAAAGAGAUUCAGAUGUCCAUAGAGACAGAGAAGAGAGUAGGAAAUCUUUUGGAAAUCUCUAAAGGAGCAUUAGCUGUCCAUGAUUCUGUUGGCCCAUCAGGUCACGAAAGCAAACAAUCUUUACUUGCCCCAGCAGUACCCAGAGGUGGGUUGAUAUCAGAGGAGGAUUCUGUGAAGGAAAAAUAUAGUGUUGAGCUUAGGAACAGGCAGCACACAUUGAAGGCAUCCCAGAGUGUAAAAGCAAUGCAAUCUUUCAGGGAACAGUUGCCAGCUUACAAAGUGAAAGCUGAAUUUCUGAAAGCUGUGGCAGAGAAUCAGGUCCAUGUAGUUUCAGGAGAGACAGGUUGUGGAAAAACGACACAGUUACCCCAAUUUAUAUUAGAUGAGGAGAUCUCAUGCCUUCGUGGGGCAGAAUGCAAUAUAAUAUGCACACAACCCCGUCGCAUAUCUGCUAUAUCUGUUGCAGCUCGAGUUUCUUCUGAAAGGGGUGAAAAUCUUGGAGAAACUGUGGGUUACCAGAUUCGUUUAGAAGCAAAACGUUCCAAGGAAACAAGACUUUUAUUUUGUACAACAGGAGUACUACUACGACAGCUGGUCCAAGAACCAGAUUUAGCUGGUGUUAGCCAUUUAAUAGUGGAUGAAAUUCAUGAAAGAGGCAUAAAUGAGGAUUUUCUCAUAAUAAUUUUGCGUGACCUUCUUCCCCGGCGCCCAGAUUUGCGGCUUAUUCUGAUGAGUGCCACAAUAAAUGCAGAUCUUUUCUCCAAAUAUUUUGGAAAUGCACCAACCAUACACAUACCGGGACGUACUUUUCCCGUAGCAGAAGUGUUCCUAGAAGAUGUGCUUGAGAAAACACGCUACAGUAUCAAAUCAGAGUUUGACAGCUUCCAAGGAAAUACAAGGAGAAGAAGGAGACAGACGGAAUUUAAAAAAGACCUGUUGACUGAGUUGUUUGAGGAGGUUGAUAUUGAUUCACAUUACAGAAACUACAGCACGGCUACGAGACAUUCACUUGAAGCCUGGUCCGGUUCCCAACUUGAUCUGGGUCUUGUGGAAUCAACAAUUGAGCAUAUUUGUCGCAAUGAAGGGGUUGGGGCAAUCCUUGUGUUCCUUACAGGUUGGGAUGACAUAUCGAAACUACUGGAAAAGAUUAAAGCAAACAGCCUUCUUGGAAUUUCAAGCAAGUUUCUGAUUCUUCCACUACAUGGUUCAAUGCCUACUGUCAAUCAACGUGAAAUAUUUGAUAGACCACCAAAUAAUAUGCGGAAAAUUGUGUUGGCAACAAAUAUUGCAGAGAGCAGUAUUACCAUUGAUGAUGUCGUAUAUGUUAUAGAUUGUGGGAAGGCUAAGGAAACCAGUUAUGAUGCUCUAAAUAAGUUGGCAUGUCUGUUACCAUCAUGGAUAUCUAAAGCUUCAGCACAUCAGAGACGAGGACGUGCAGGGCGUGUGCAGCCCGGAAAAUGUUACAGGCUAUACCCCAAGAUAAUUUAUGAUGCGAUGCAUGAAUAUCAGUUACCUGAAAUCCUCCGGACACCUUUACAAGAACUAUGCCUUCAUAUCAAAAGCUUACAGCUUGGAACCAUUGCAUCGUUCUUAGCAAAGGCACUUCAACCACCUGAUCCUCUUUCCGUUGAAAAUGCUGUUGAACUUCUCAAAACAAUAGGAGCUCUCGGUAACAUGGAGGAGCUCACUCCACUUGGUCGCCAUCUUUGCACCCUUCCGUUGGAUCCAAACAUUGGAAAAAUGCUUCUCAUGGGAUGUAUCUUUCAGUGCCUCGAUCCUGCACUAACAAUUGCUUCUGCUCUUGCACAUCGUGACCCGUUCGUCCUUCCAAUAAAUAGGAAAGCUGAAGCUGAUGCUGCAAAAAGAUCCUUUGCUGGUGACUCUUGCAGCGAUCACAUUGCGCUUCUCAAAGCAUUUGAAGCAUGGAAAGAUGCUAAGCGCAAUGGCCAAGAACGAGCAUUCUGUUGGGAGAAUUUUUUAUCGCCCAUAACAUUGCGGAUGAUGGAUGACAUGAGGAACCAAUUCAUCGAUCUGCUCUCAGAUAUCGGUUUUGUUAAUAAAACUAGGGGAGCUAAGGCUUAUAAUCAAUACAGUGAUGAUCUGGAGAUGGUAUGUGCUAUCCUGUGUGCUGGGCUUUACCCCAACGUUGUGCAAUGCAAACAAAGAGGAAAGAGAACUGCAUUCUACAGUAAAGAAGUAGGGAAAGUUGAUAUCCAUCCAUCUUCUGUCAAUGCUGGUGUACACAUCUUUCCUCUGCCUUACAUUGUGUACAGCGAAAAGGUAAAGACCACCAGCGUUUACAUCAGAGACUCAACCAACAUAUCAGACUAUUCUCUGCUUCUCUUUGGAGGCAACCUCGCACCAAGCAAAACAGGAGAGGGCAUCGAGAUGCUCGAUGGUUACCUUCAUUUCUCAGCAUCAAAGAGUGUGUUGCUACUGAUUCAGACAUUGAGAGAGGAACUGACCAAGCUUCUUGGGAGGAAGAUUGAGGAGCCUGAGCUGGACAUCCCUGCUGAGGGAAAGGGGGUUGUUGCUGCUGCUGUUGAAUUGCUGCACAGCCAAAAUAUACGCCUCUAGUCAAUGUUGGCAUAUAUGCUUAAAUGGAAAUUAACUUCAUCCAUCGUCGUACGGUACACCCAACCUAACCAGCUGUUUCCCUUUUUGCCUUUCAUAUGAUAUGUGUAUGGGUUUGGUAACGUCCCCACCUUCAUGGGGACAAUUAGCAACAUACCCGACCUUUUGAAUUACAUGUGGGACGGGACAAUUCAUUCCAUACUACUACCAUUGGGAGCAAGCCAUGGUGCAAGAAUCACACCAGUUGGAUGAUCCUAAUCCUUUGAAUGGGGCCAAUUUGUUACAACCGUCAUCCAUUUGUUUAUAAGCUGUAAAUCACAUGGUUAUAAUUUUUAUUUUUAUUUUAAAUUAUGUUUCAACAUUAUUGUUAGAAUCAUCCAACCAAAGUGCUAUUUCGGAAUCAUAUGCAAUACAUAGUGGGAUCUUUCUAGUAGAUGUUUCAAAAUGA
Messenger RNA from Magnolia sinica, 3730 nucleotides. RefSeq names its product DExH-box ATP-dependent RNA helicase DExH1. The record is from RefSeq and is a predicted model, not a curated record. The transcript has 16 exons. Gene Ontology annotation, molecular function: ATP binding; RNA binding. NCBI's taxonomy places the organism in Eukaryota, Viridiplantae, Streptophyta, Magnoliopsida, Magnoliales, Magnoliaceae. Bases 208 to 3285 code for a protein of 1025 amino acids. Gene Ontology annotation, cellular component: intracellular anatomical structure; nucleus.